This is a messenger RNA of Sesamum indicum (sesame), 1010 nucleotides long. Its product is annotated as PRA1 family protein B3. Gene Ontology annotation, biological process: vesicle-mediated transport. The record is from RefSeq and is a predicted model, not a curated record. Lineage: Eukaryota; Viridiplantae; Streptophyta; Magnoliopsida; Lamiales; Pedaliaceae. Gene Ontology annotation, cellular component: endoplasmic reticulum; Golgi apparatus.
UUCAUCCCCUCUCUUACAACUCCUCGGAAAGUCAAUCUCUCUCUCGACCCCCAAAACGCCCCUGACUUUCAUUUAAUCCCGAUCAUGUCCCUCUCAACGUCCCCCGCCCUCACCGAGCACCUCACGCGCCUCUCCGACGCCCUCCGCCGCACGAUCGCUCGCCGCCGUCCAUGGUUCGAACUCAUCGAUGUCUCCGCAUUCUCCCGACCCGACUCCCUCUCCGUCGCCAUCUCCCGCACCCGCAAGAACCUCACCUAUUUCCGCGUCAACUACCUCUCCAUUCUCGCAUUGGUACUCGCCGCCUCCCUCCUCUCGCACCCGCUCUCUCUCUUCGCGCUGGUCUCGCUGAUCGCCGCCUGGCUUGUCCUUUACCUCCUCCGCCCCGCCGAUCAGCCCCUCGUCCUCUUCAACCGCACCUUCUCCGAUCUCGAGACGAUGUGGAGCCUGAUUGCGCUAACGAUUUUCGUGGUCUUCGUGACGGACAUCGCAUCAUUGCUGAUCUCAUCCGUUCUGAUUGGAAUCGGGAUAGUUUGUCUUCACGGCGCCUUUAGGGAUCCGGAGGACUUAUUUCUGGAUGAUCAGGAUUUGGCCGGUUCUGGCAUGUUCUCUAUCAUCAAUGUCGGUUCUGUUCCCCCCGCCGCCGCACCAGCAGUCGUCUCUCACGUUUGAUUGGCUUCUUCCUUUCACAUCGGGUGUGGCGGGGGUUUGGCGGUCGUGGUUGUACCAUUUGGUUUGUGGCAGGGACAGAAAGGGUAAUUUGGAGAUAGUACAUCAUGCUGCAUCUUUUGUACGCAGGGGUAAGUUUUCCGGGGAUAGAUAGAUAGGAACAGGAUUCAAAUUCAUGCAUUUUGGGUUGAGUUGGAUUGACGAAUUACAUUAUUGCCCAAUUGUUGAAAUUCAUACACGUACAUAAAAAUAUGUUGUGAUUUUAUGAUCAAACGUGGAUGAUACAGAUAUCCACGUAUUUGCUUCUGCCAAUAUAAUAUUAUAUAUAUAUGCAAUUACCUAUA